Herpailurus yagouaroundi (jaguarundi) is the source of this 1812-nucleotide messenger RNA. It is a transcript of the gene RPIA, whose product is annotated as ribose 5-phosphate isomerase A. Gene Ontology annotation, molecular function: ribose-5-phosphate isomerase activity. Gene Ontology annotation, biological process: D-ribose metabolic process; pentose-phosphate shunt, non-oxidative branch. The transcript is spliced from 9 exons. Bases 46 to 981 code for a protein of 311 amino acids. The record is from RefSeq and is a predicted model, not a curated record. Gene Ontology annotation, cellular component: cytoplasm. Lineage: Eukaryota; Metazoa; Chordata; Mammalia; Carnivora; Felidae.
AGCCGGGGGGCGGGACCGUGGCGGAGGCUGGAGCUUGGCGUCGGGAUGCAGCGCCCCGGGCCCUUCAGCACCCUCUACGGGCGGGUCUUGGCCCCGCUGCCCGGGCGGGCCGGGGGCGCGGCCUCUGGCGGAGGCGGGAACAGCUGGGGUGUCCUGGGUUCCCACGUGCAGCCUCCCGGGCGCACGCAGUCCGGGACCCGCGCCGGCGUCGGCGGUACAGGUACCUACGGCGGGGACGCCAACGGCGCCUGCCCGGCCCCCUCCACGAUGUCCAAGGCCGAGGAGGCCAAGAAGCUGGCGGGCCGCGCGGCGGUGGAGAACCACGUGAGGAAUAACCAAGUGCUGGGAAUUGGAAGUGGCUCUACAAUCGUUCAUGCUGUACAGCGAAUAGCUGAAAGAGUGAAACAAGAGAAUCUGAACCUUGUCUGCAUUCCCACCUCCUUUCAGGCCCGUCAGCUCAUCUUGCAGUAUGGCUUAACUCUCAGUGACCUGGACCGACACCCAGAGAUCGACCUCGCAAUUGAUGGUGCUGACGAGGUAGAUGCUGAUCUCAAUCUCAUCAAGGGCGGUGGAGGCUGCCUGACCCAGGAGAAAAUUGUGGCUGGCUAUGCCAGUCGCUUCAUCGUGAUUGCCGACUUCAGAAAAGAUUCAAAGAACCUUGGGGAUCAGUGGCACAAGGGAAUCCCCAUUGAGGUCAUCCCAAUGGCCUAUGUCCCAGUGAGCCGAGCUGUGACCCAGAAGUUUGGGGGCGUGAUUGAACUUCGGAUGGCUGUCAACAAGGCAGGUCCCGUCGUGACAGAUAAUGGAAAUUUUAUCCUGGAUUGGAAGUUUGAUCGGGUGCAUAAAUGGAGUGAAGUGAACACAGCUAUCAAAAUGAUCCCAGGCGUGGUGGACACAGGCCUUUUCAUUAACAUGGCUGAGAGAGUCUACUUCGGGAUGCAGGACGGCUCCGUGAACAUGAGGGAGAAGCCUUUCUGUUGACCGUGUGCAGGAGCGAACUGUGUUCACCUUGAGCCCCCGGCCCACAGCUGAGGUGGACAUGCCUCUCCAGGAGCCUUUGCCUUAAUGUCUCUGUGCCAGAUAGACAGCUGGCAGGGUGGGGGUUGGGGGGUUAAAUCUAGUCUUCUGAAGUAUUGUUAUUUAAUGUCUUUUUAAAAAAAGAAAUAUAAACCUAUAUAUUUUUACUAUUAAAAAUACUGUUUUUUUUAAUAAAGUAGAACUUGAUUUCAUGUUUUAUAUGAAACAUUUACCAAAAAAAAAAAAAAAAAUAAGGGAACUGUCUUUUAAACUUUUAACUUGAGCCUGCUGGUUAAGCAUCUGAAUAUUGGGUUUGCUGAGAAACGUAAAUCAAAACUUUCCUUUAAACUGGUGAAAUGAAGGGCCCAGCCAGCAGUGAUUCCCUGAUGCCUUACUGGAAACAUUAGAGUUUACUUUUCUACCAUGCUGUCUUGUCUUUAGUUUUUGUUGUGAUCACGUACAAUACUUAGGUACAUAUUUUAAGGUGAGGUUUACAGAAGUCUGGCGAGUGGAGCAGUGUGGUGUAGAGUGACUCAGAGUGUAAACCGUCAGGGAGAAAAUGUGGUUCUUUUGCUAAGACCUGGGGGUUCCUUCAGACCCCUGUUGUGGGAAGCAAUUGGCCAGAAAUACUUGCCAGUCCUGCCAAAGCACUGCUGUGAAAUGUGAAAUACUUUUAAGUACUUGUCUUUUUGUUAUUGUUUCUCUUCCUUUAUUAUUACUUGCAUGGGGCGUCAGAAGCUGUCAUCUCCUCGGACUGUUUGAGGGUUGAAAUAAAACAGUGUGGUGCCACUUUGA